Fundulus heteroclitus (mummichog) is the source of this 1044-nucleotide messenger RNA. Its product is annotated as tripartite motif-containing protein 55-like. The coding region runs from base 16 to 1029 and encodes 337 amino acids. Gene Ontology annotation, molecular function: zinc ion binding. The record is from RefSeq and is a predicted model, not a curated record. The transcript is spliced from 5 exons. NCBI's taxonomy places the organism in Eukaryota, Metazoa, Chordata, Actinopteri, Cyprinodontiformes, Fundulidae.
UGAAGACCGAGGAACAUGGCAGACAGGUCUAGAAGAAAGCGCCGGGCGGAGUUUGAAGCCGUUUCCCCCGAAUCGAACGCCAUGGAGAACUUGGAGAAGCAGCUGAUUUGUCCCAUAUGCUUGGAAAUGUUCACAAAGCCCGUGGUCAUCCUACCCUGCCAGCACAACCUGUGCAGAAAAUGUGCCAACGAUGUUUUUCAGGCGGCAAACCCCUAUCUGCCAACCAGAAGUGGCUCGCUGACGUCCGGCGGCCGUUUCCGAUGCCCGUCCUGCAGACACGAGGUGGUCCUGGACCGGCACGGGGUCUACGGCCUGCAGAGGAACCUGCUGGUUGAGAACAUCAUUGAUAUGUUCAAACAGGAGUCAGGCAGCAGCAGCAGCAGCAGGCCAGCGCAGGAGAGGAAGGAGGAGACGCCCAUGUGCGACGUUCACGAGGAUGAAAGGAUCAACAUUUACUGCGUGACCCACGGCGUGCCCACGUGUUCGAUGUGUAAGGUGUUUGGAGCCCACAAAGACUGCGAGGUGGCGGCUCUCGACAGCGUCUACCAGACAAAGAGGACCGAGCUGAGUGACGGGAUCACCAUGAUGGUUGGGAGCAACGACAGGAUCCAAGGCAUCAUUAGUCAGCUAGAGGAAGCCUGUCGCGUCAUAGAGGUCAGUGUCGUGCGCCUGCAGCGUCCGGCUGCUCGCAGCGGGCCUCAACCCGUGCCAUGCACUACCCCACCUGUAGAGACUCACAAACUAAUGCAGUGUGUCCUUGUCACUGCCACUCUAUUUGCUUUUUUCAGCAUCAGUCUGUGGGCUCCACACAAAAGGAGGGAGAGGAAAAUUGCUGUUUUCAGUGCCAUGUUGUUCUGUUCCCUCACUCCCUUCAUUCACUUUUUCUCUCUCUCUCCCUCAACAAGCACCAGAUUUCUGCUCUGCCCCUGUAGCGUUGACAAAAAAAAAAAAAAAAAAAGCAGCGUAAUCGAUGGGCAGUGGAACAGGCAGCUUUACUUUGGUUUAUGUGUCACAAUUAGGUUUAGCUGAGAGAAAGCUGGGUUG